Molecule: messenger RNA, 3742 nt
Organism: Castor canadensis (American beaver)
Lineage: Eukaryota; Metazoa; Chordata; Mammalia; Rodentia; Castoridae
Source: RefSeq, a predicted model, not a curated record
AUGCGGCAGCGGGGCGCGGGAAAGACCGAAGUGCGGCGGCGGCGGCGGCGGCGGCGGCGGCGGCGGCGGGGCGCAGCGAGACCGGGCCACACCCACCGGGGAGCACCGAGGGCAAGCAGGCAAUCGGGGCGGGGAGCCCCGCGGCUCGGCCCCGGACGCGUUACCUCGUGGCAGGGAUCGGAGAGGGCGGGCGGCGGCUCAGGGCCAGGAGGCGUCAGGCGUUGGACACGGGCAGCGGCGGUGGAGGCCGGGUGGACCAAGGCACAGAGGCGGGCGGAGCGGGAGGGAACGGACUGCGCUGCAGCUAACUCGGGUCGGGAAAAUGCGACAGCGACUGCCCACUCGAGGUCGUCAUGGCGACAGCCAGUGAACGUGUUCCUCUCCUCGGGCAGGCCCCCGAGUGUAGAGGAGCUGCUUCGCGAAGCGCAGCUCAAUCUCCAGAGCCUGUUGCAAGAAGAAUAUGAGGAACAGUACUCGGAGGCCAGACUUCUGGGGCAGACCUUCCGCUCUUCUGAUGAGGCCCCUGAGCCCACUCCCAGCCCAAGGCCCCAGUCUGCCAGGCGUCUGGAGUUUGUAUUGAUGCCUGCAAAACGGCAGCUAAGUGAGGAUGAGACUACCACCCAGGGCGUGAGGGCCCCUGAGGCCUCCCUGAGCCUGUCUACAGCCGACAAGCCACCUGCCUGGAAUGGUCCCUUCCCUCUGCCCGUCCUAGAGGAGAAGCGGUGGCCUCAGCCCUGCUCUACACAGUCUGACCUUGUGCCCAUCAACAUCUCUGGGCAGCAGUUUGAUAAACAUGCAAGUUUGCGACACUCCUUGUUUAACACAGAGACAGCCGUGAACCCCAAAUCCACCCUGAGGCGGAGGCGGACCAUUAUUGGAUUCUCUAACUUUUCUCAGCGAGACCAAGGUCACAGCAACAGUCCAGCAGGCUGUGCGGCCCACUUUGCCACCUCAGAGGCCAGGCUCAGCCACUCAGCUUCUCAAGUUGUUCAUGGAAGAGUUGCCGUUGGGCAGGAAGCUCGGUUUCCAAAUCUCACCUCGCCAGGACUGAGAAAUCCUUCUAGUGAGCCCAGAGACACUCACCAGACACGUGGUGGCCCAGACCCUCCCGGCAUGGAGGGCAUAGGGAUGGUGUACAGUGUCCCCAGUUCUUGCAAUGGACCAUCAGAGUCAACGUUCUCCCCUUCCUGGAAGGGAGAUGCUUUUACUUACAUGACUCCAAGUGCCAGCAACCAGAGCAACCAAAUCAAUGAAAAUGGAAAAAAUCCUUCCUCGGGGAAUUCUUGGGUCUCUGUGAACACACUCCCACCUCUGGUUCCUAAGGAGGCGGCUACUCUCUUUGUCACCCGUGAUAACCCAGCAGGAUGCAGUGGGUUAGCCAGCUACUCUGAGCAUCCUACUCAACGAAGGCAAGCACCAGAAAGACCCCCCAAGAUUGGCCUUCUGACUAGUGGUACCUCCAGAUUGGAGACAGGCCCAGGUGGACCCAGCAGAUUCCGGGAGCGGUCACUGUCAGUGCCCACAGACUCAGGUACCACAGCUGUGGACCAUGACGAGGAGCAGAAGGCUAGUGAAGCCUGUGCCCUGCCUUAUGUCAGGACAAGCUCCGAAGGCAGUAACAGUGCUGACAACAUUACGUCUCUCAGUGCUGAGCAGGAAGCACGGCACAGAAGGCAGAGAUCCAAAAGCAUCUCACUCAAGAAGGCCAAAAAGAAGCCUUCCCCACCGAUGCGCAGUGUCUCGCUGGUCAAAGAUGAGCCAGUCCUCUUGCCAGAAGGUGGGUCAGUGCUGCCCAAAGACCAGAGGCCCAGAAGCCUUUGCCUCUCCUUGGAACACCAAGGACAUCACUUAUCCCAUGCAGAUGCUCAGGGUCACCCAGCAGUGCCAACCCUCAAAGAUCCAGAUGGUACACAAUUCUCCCACCACUGGUAUCUUUCUGACUGGAAGUCUGGUGACACCUACCAAUCCUUGUCCAGCUCCAGUACUGCCACUGGCACCACAGUCAUCGAGUGCACUCAAGUUCAAGGCAGCUCAGAGUCUCUGGCCUCCCCUUCCACCUCCAGAGCCACGACGCCUUCUCAGCUCUCCAUUGAGGUGGAGGCCAGGGAGGUAUCCUCCCCAGGAAGGCCCACUGGACUGAUGUCACCCUCCAGUGGAUACUCCAGCCAGUCAGAGACACCUACACCCACAGUCUCCAUGUCAUUGACCCUGGGCCACUUACCCCCUCCAAGUAGCAGUGUCCGGGUACGUCCGGUGGUACCCGAGAGGAAGUCGUCACUGCCCCCAACAUCACCAAUGGAGAAAAUGUCCAAGUCACGGCUGUCAUUUGACCUACCGUUGACCUCCUCAACCAACCUGGAUCUGUCUGGGAUGAGUAUCUCCAUCCGCAGCAAAACCAAGGUGAGCCGCCAUCACUUCGAUACCAAUUUUGGGGCCAAGCUGGCACAGAAAACGAGUCCCAACCAGCCAAUCAUGCCCAUGGUUACUCAAUCUGACCUCCGUUCUGUUCGCCUGAGGUCAGUCAGCAAGUCCGAGCCAGAAGAUGACAUUGAGAGCCCAGACCACCCUGAGGAACCAGGAGCAGAAGAAGUCUUCACCUUGCCAGAGAGAAAGGUGAAACCUCCCAUAGCCGAGAAACCUCCUCUGGCCCGAAGGCCUUCGAGUUUGGUGCAUAAGCCACCAUCUGUCCCUGAGGAGUACCCACUAACUUCACCGACCUUGGCUGUGACCCCCAAGAGCUCCAUUCAACACAUGAGGCCACUCCCCCAAGACAGCUACACAGUGUUGCGGAAACCAAAGUCCUCCAACUUCCCCGAUGGCCGGAGCCCAGGGGAGUCAACAGCACCCUCAUCUCUCAUUUUCACGCCUUUUGCCAGUUCCUCUGGUGCACUCUUCUCAGGAACACAGCAGUCUCCCCAGGCAAGUAUGGAGGAUGAGGGCUCCAAGGUGAGAGCCCUGCCUGAAAGAAUUAGCCUCCAGAGCCAGGAAGAAGCUGAGAAAAAGACAGGCAAGAUUCCACCUCCGGUACCAAAAAAGCCCAGCGUGCUGUACCUGCCUCUCACCUCCCCUGUAGCUCAGAUGGAGGCCUUUGUGGCAGAACCAAGACUGCCUCUUAGCCCCAUCAUCACCCUGGAGGAAGAUGCCAAGUGUCCCCCUGCCAGCGACCACCUGCAAUCACCUGGUAAAAGAAUGACUUCAGCUCCACAGGCUGACAACGAAGAAGAGGCAAACUCUCCGGGGAGUUCUGUGGAACCAGGCACCGAGGAGAAAAGUUUAAUCAGUGAUAAAACAGCCGAAUGGAUUGCGGAGGAGGAUGAUGACGUGUUUGUGGCUUCACGCACAACUGAAGAUUUAUUUACUGUGAUACACAGGUCCAAAAGAAAGCUGCUGGGCUGGAAGGAGCCUGGGGAGAGCUUUGCAGGCAGCAAGCCAAGCUCCCACUCGCCAGUGAAGAACACGGCUGAUUCUCCCAUCAGUGAGUCUGCUGCCCCCACCACAGGGCCAAGUGGCAGUGCCAGCCUAGACGCUGGCAGAAACGAUGAUUUCAAGGCCUUGCUUCAGAAGAAGGGAAGUAAGGCAACUCCCAGGUCCCGCCCCUCGGCAGCUGAGCUGCUGAAGACCACUAACCCGCUGGCUCGCAGAAUCAUCGCACAGUUUUCAAAAGACUAUGAAACCACCGACAACCCCAGUACCUAAACCCUGGCUUCAACCAGCAGGGGUUACUUACUAGACAUGAGUAGAG